Phyllostomus discolor (pale spear-nosed bat) is the source of this 3181-nucleotide messenger RNA. RefSeq names its product protocadherin alpha-7-like. The coding region runs from base 493 to 2898 and encodes 801 amino acids. The transcript has a single exon. Lineage: Eukaryota; Metazoa; Chordata; Mammalia; Chiroptera; Phyllostomidae. Gene Ontology annotation, biological process: homophilic cell-cell adhesion. Gene Ontology annotation, cellular component: plasma membrane. Gene Ontology annotation, molecular function: calcium ion binding. The record is from RefSeq and is a predicted model, not a curated record.
CAGCGACUCUUUGGUUUGCAGGCCAGUGCUCAAUCCACUGAACCAGGGCGACACUUAGACUUUUAUCUUUAUUUUAAAACUGUGGAAAUACCUGUUGUCAAGGCACAAGGAAACCACAAUUAUGGUCACACGAAAUAUUCAGAAGUUAAGUUUCCUAAGAAUGCCUUUAGCGAACAUGAGAAUGUUUCCUUUAACAAAAAUAAAGGAAAAAUUCAGAGGUUGAAAUAAAACUUUGCAUCUUAUAUCAAGUUGAGUUUUGUAAUUCGAACUUACUAUUUGGGCCACAUGAUGUCGCUCUUCACCGUGAAAUUCUCUCAUAUUAAAGACGAAACUAAGCCAUCCAUUUUCACGUUGGAAAGACCCCCCGCACUGUUACAUAGUCCGGAAACCGAACAAUGAGGAGCAAACCAGGAGACUAGAGAAGGAAUAAGAAGAUUCCUAUGCAUUUUGAGACAAGUCACGCCGACUAAAAUUACAAAACAAUAAUUUGAAAUGGUGGAUUUGAAUCCAGGCGACUCAGGGAACCGCAGUCUGCUGCUGUUGUUGAUAAUUCUCACAGCCUGGAAGCCGGGGGGCGGCCAGGUCCACUACUCGGUCCCCGAGGAGGCCAAACACGGCGCCUUCGUGGGCCGCAUCGCGCAGGACCUGGGGCUGGAGCUGACGGAGCUGGUGCCGCGCCUGUUCCGCGUGGCGUCCAAAGGCCGCGGGGACCUUCUGGAGGUAAACCUGCAGAAUGGCAUCUUGUUUGUGAAUUCUCGGAUCGACCGCGAGGAGCUGUGCGGGCGGAGCGCGGAGUGCAGCAUCCACCUGGAGGUGGUGGUGGAGCGGCCGCUGCAGGUUUUCCACGUGGAGGUGGAGGUGAAGGACAUUAACGACAACCCGCCUUUGUUCCCGAGAGCACAAAAGAAUCUGUUCAUCUCGGAAUCCAGGCCUCUUGACUUUCGGUUUCCACUGGAGGGAGCAUCCGAUGCAGAUAUCGGGGAGAACUCUUUGCUGACUUACAGGCUGAGCCCCAAUGAGUACUUCUCUCUGGAAGCCCCUUCCACAGACGAAGAGGUAAGAUCUCUUGGACUUGUGUUACGGAAACCUUUAGACAGAGAAGACGCUCCAGAGAUUUUCUUAGUGCUCACGGCCACUGAUGGCGGCAAACCUGCGCUGACUGGCUCCGUUCAGUUACACGUCACGGUGCUGGACGCCAAUGACAACGCGCCAGCUUUCGACAGGACACUCUAUGCGGUGAAAUUACCAGAAAACGUUCCCAAUGGGACAUUGGUAAUUAAACUUAAUGCCUCAGAUUUAGACGAGGACCUGAAUGGGGAUAUCCUUUACUCAUUUUUUAGUGAUGUUUCUCCAGAUGUAAAAUCUAAAUUCUAUAUAGACCCAAUUAGUGGAGAAAUUCUAGCAAUAGGACAUAUCGAUUUCGAAGAAAUUAAAGCCUACAACAUCCGAGUGGAGGCGAUUGACAGAGGCUACCUUCCACUGACUGGUCACUGUACUGUUAUUGUGGAAGUUAUGGACGCUAAUGACAAUGCUCCAGAGUUGGCUGUCACCUCUCUGUCUCUUCCUGUCUCAGAGGAUGCUCAGCCCGGCACAGUCAUAACCUUGAUAAAAGUGUCUGACCGAGAUUCUGGCGCCAACGGACAAGUGACCUGCUCUCUGACACCGAACGUUCCCUUCAAGCUGGUGUCCACUUUCAAGAACUACUAUUCACUGGUGCUGGACAGCGCCUUGGACCGAGAGAAGGUGUCUGACUACAAAUUGGUGGUGACCGCGAGGGACGGGGGCUCGCCCUCGCUGUCGGCCACCGCCAGCGUGUCCCUGGAAGUGGCAGACGUGAACGACAACGUGCCCACGUUCGCGCAGCCCGAGUACACGGUGUUCGUGAAGGAGAACAACCCGCCCGGCUGCCACAUCUUCACGGUGUCCGCGCGGGACUUGGACGCGCAGGAGAACGCGCUGGUGUCCUACUCGCUGGUGGAGUGGCGGGUGGGCGAGCGAGCGCUGUCGAGCUACGUGUCUGUGCACGCGGAGAGCGGCAAGGUGUUCGCGCUGCAGCCUCUGGACCACGAGGAGCUGGAGCUGCUGCAGUUCCAGGUGAGCGCGCGCGACGCGGGCGUGCCUCCUCUGGGCAGCAACGUGACGCUGCAGGUGUUCGUGCUGGACGAGAACGACAACGCGCCUGCGCUUUUGCUGCUGCCUGGGGUGGGCGGCGGGAGUGGCGCUGUGAGCCAGCUGGUGUCGCGGUCUGUGGGUGUGGGCCAUGUGGUGGCGAAGGUGCGCGCGGUGGACGCGGACUCUGGGUACAACGCGUGGCUGUCUUAUGAGCUGCAGCUAGCGGCGGGUGGUGCUCGAAAUCCAUUCCGUGUGGGGCUGUACACGGGCGAAAUCAGCACUACGCGCAACCUGGACGAGGUGGAUGCGCCGCGCCAGCGCCUAUUGGUGCUGGUGAAGGACCAUGGAGAGCCCGCACUGUCGGCCACGGCCACCGUGUUGCUCUCACUGGUGGACAGUGGCCAGGCGCCUGUGGCCUUCUCCAGGGCAUCAUCAGACUCCCCUAGAGCAGAGGUGGCGCUGGUGGACGUCAACGUGUACCUGAUCAUCGCCAUCUGCGCGGUGUCCAGCCUGUUGGUGCUCACACUGCUGCUGUACACCGCGCUGCGGUGCUCGGCCCCGCCCACGGAGGGCGCGUGUGGGCCGAGGAAGCCCACGCUGCUGUGCUCCAGCGCGGUGGGGAGUUGGUCACACUCUCAGCAGAGGGGACAGAGGGUGUGCUCUGGGGAGGGCCCGCCCAAGAGGGACCUCAUGGCCUUCAGCCCCAGCCUCCCUCAGGGUCCCGGCUCUGCGGACAAGGUGAGUCUAAAGAAAUUUUAUUUUCAGCAAUUUAAAAACACAUUUUAAAGGUCUUUGGUUAAAAUAUUUUUUAUAUAAUUUAUUUUAUUUUUUAAUUCAAUUGCUUUAUUUGCACUAUUCCUUUACUUUGAAUAUAGUUAUGUUAAAUAUACACUUUUGUGCAAACUUGGAUGUUAAAAUUGGUGAUUUAUAUUUGUGUUUUAUUUUUGUAUAAAAUUUUUACUAAUUGGAAUAAUGGGUUCACUUUGUGUCAUAUAGUGGAAUUCCCUAACUGAAUCUAUACAUGGCCACACUUCAUUGUGAAGUGUAUAAAUUUUUAGAGGCUAAUGAU